Molecule: messenger RNA, 1308 nt
Organism: Anneissia japonica
Lineage: Eukaryota; Metazoa; Echinodermata; Crinoidea; Comatulida; Comatulidae
Product: thymidine kinase 2, mitochondrial-like
Exons: 6
Coding region: 84-1010 (308 amino acids)
Cellular component (GO): mitochondrion; cytoplasm
Molecular function (GO): deoxynucleoside kinase activity
Source: RefSeq, a predicted model, not a curated record
UAGAUUUAUUUUGUUUUGUGUACAGAUGGAGUGCAUGUUCAGGCCUGUGUGAGUUAUAUUAGUAAUGCACUAUUAUUUGCGUUAUGAAACUACCAAUCCCAAUCAGACAGUUCUGUCGAUCAUUUUCUGGUUUGCAGUCUCAGCUAUUUAGCAGUUUAGCAGGCAGAAUUUCCUCACAAACAGAACAUUUUAGCCAACGAGCGCUAGGGCUAGGCCAUCAUCAGUCGUUCAAUAUUUAUGAUAAAAAAUUCACUUUGUCAAAUCGCUUGCCUUCCGGACUUCUACAACUUCUCUGUAGAUUUAGGCCUGGGGCUUGUCAUUUAAAUAAACAGUUUUACUCAACUGCAGGACACAAUAUGUUUUUAAUUCAGAAGCCAAUCGUCAUUGCCAUUGAGGGAAACAUUGGAAGCGGUAAAACAAGAAUGUUGGAGUUUUUUGAGAAACAUGUGCCAGAAGUUGAAACCUUGAUGGAGCCUGUACAUAAAUGGCGGAAUUUUAAUGGACACAAUUUAUUAGGUAUGAUGUAUAAUGAUCCUGAAAGGUGGAGCUUUACAUUCCAAUCUUACGUACAGUUAACAAUGGCUGAAAGUCACCGGACGCCGCAGACCAAGCCUGUUAUGAUGAGGGAGCGGUCCAUAUACAGUGCAAAGUAUUGCUUUGUGGAAAACUUGUAUGAAUGUGAAAAGAUGUCUAAAGCAGAAUAUGAUGUUUUAACUGGUUGGUUUGAUUGGAUUCUUAAAAAUCAAACACCUAAAGUCGACAGCAUCAUUUAUUUGAGGACAACUCCUGAGAAUUGUCAGCGCCGUAUCAAGGAGCGUUCCCGUGAAGAAGAAAGCUGCAUUCCUAUUGAGUAUUUGCAGCACCUUCAUCAACUCCAUGAAGAUUGGUUAAUAAACAAAACAAAGUUUCCUUUACCAGCACCUGUCACAGUACUAGAUGCAAAUUUGACACUUGACCAGAUGUUUGAGAUGUAUACUAAAGACCAGCACAAAAUUCUUACAGCCACUUGAUCAACCAUAUUUUCAUAAAAAUGGAAAAAGGUAAAACAGGGAGUUUCUGCUGUACUAGUUGUCAGCAGCACUCAUGUAAACUUUCACUGUCAAUUAUGCAACUACAAGCAACUAGGUAGAACUGGAAAAUAAAAGUGACUGAGAUCAACCUUUGCCUCAAAUCGUACAACUCGCAGUUCUGCCAAGGUUAAAGCCCCAUUCCCAGCAAAAUUUCAGUUGUUAAGAAAAAUCUAAUUUUUGUAUAAUGUUAUAAAGAUUUAUAAAUAUAAUACAAAAUUGCUAGUUUAACUAAAUUUGA